Molecule: messenger RNA, 4410 nt
Organism: Caenorhabditis briggsae
Lineage: Eukaryota; Metazoa; Nematoda; Chromadorea; Rhabditida; Rhabditidae
Gene: Cbr-pxf-1
Product: Protein CBR-PXF-1
Exons: 16
Coding region: 1-4410 (1469 amino acids)
Biological process (GO): Ras protein signal transduction; positive regulation of GTPase activity
Cellular component (GO): apical plasma membrane; plasma membrane
Molecular function (GO): protein binding; guanyl-nucleotide exchange factor activity
Source: RefSeq, a predicted model, not a curated record
AUGGAUCCUCGAAAACCUAGGCAGGAUCCAGUAAAUGAUGCUCGCUUCUACGAAUCGCUAAUCAAACCACCACAUUUAAGAACACCCGAUGACAUCCGUAAUGUAUAUGAGCAACUACGACAGCUUGACACUUUCAGCAAUUUGUUUAUCGGUCCACUGAAAGCGCUUUGCAAAACAGCUCGCUAUGAAAGACACCCCGCACAGUAUAUUCUCUUUCGAGAUGGUGACGUGGCAAGAAGUUGGUACAUUUUGCUCUCUGGAUCAGUCUUCAUUGAAAACCAGAUUUACAUGCCCUACGGAUGUUUUGGCAAACGAAACGGACAAAACCAUCGACGGACUCACAAUUGCCUGCUGUUACAGGAAUCUGAAAUGAUUGUGAUCGAUUAUCCGACGGAAUCUCAAUCAAAUCGAAUGUCCCCACGAACACAUCCACGUGUGAUUUCUACUGGAGAGCCAGUUCAUCAGCAAACCCCCAGAAAAUCGGCUCCGAACAUGUCACUGGAUUCAAUUGCAAUGCCACCACCUCCAGUACCUCCUCGCCCUCUUCGACUUCCCCCGACAGCUGCAAAAGGUCCCGCUCCUCUGCCUCCACGUGGACUUCCAAGAACAUAUCCAUUGGAUUUCCCAGUCGAUAUUCCUACAACAUCCUCUUCUUCUUCUACUGCAUCAUAUAAUGAUCAGCAUAGAAGUCAGGUUUAUCUCAAUGGACUAUCUGCUGAUGAUGAUACACUCGUCCGAGUGAAACAUCGAAGAGAAAAGAGUAACUCAGUUGGAGGACCUGGUCAGAAUGGUAUAUCUGCUGCUAGAAGACUGCGAGGUCGCAGCACAGCGUCCUCAACAACGACGGAAGGGGAAACAGCAUCAAACGAAGGUGCGGAUUCAGAUGAAGAAGAGGGAAGCAUGCCAUCACAAGAAUCCAGUAACGGUGGAUUCAUAGAUCUGCGCGAUUCCGUGAGGGAGUGUCUUGAAAAAGAACCUUCCGAACGAAACUCCGAAGAUCUUGCGGUCCUCCUUGAUUUUAUGCAACACAUGUCUGCAUUCGCAGCACUCCCAAUGUCUAUCAAACGGCAAUUAUGUCUAAAAAUGGUUUUCGCGGUAGUCAACGAUGCUGGAACACCAGUACUCAAACACAAUGAACCGUUAGAUUCGUGGUCAGUGAUAGUGAAUGGAUGCGUAGAAGUGGUGAGACCGAAUGGAGAAAGAGUGGAAUACAAGUUAGGAGAUUCUUUUGGUGCGGAGCCAACAACAGCUACACAGCAUCAUGUUGGAGAAAUGCGUACUCUCGUAGAUGACUGUGAAUUCGUUUUGGUUGAACAUCGGGAUUUCUGCGCUAUCAUGUCGACGAUCGGAGAGCACAUUGAAAAGGAUCGUGAUGGAAUAACUGGAGAAGUUUUACAAGAAAUAGAGAAACGAACAAUUGGAUCACAGAGUGGACAAGUGCUGAUUAAAGGAAAGCCAGACAAACUGAUACAACAUUUGGUAGAUGACCGUGAACACAAUGUUGAUCCUCAUUAUGUCGACGAUUUCUUAUUGACUUAUCGAGUUUUCAUCCGGGAUCCAACAACGAUUUUUGAGAAGCUGAUGCUGUGGUUUGCGGAAUCCGUGUACAGAGACAAAGUGGCACGUCUUGUUUUGCUAUGGGUCAACAAUCACUUCAAUGAUUUCGAGACGAAUGACGAGAUGUGGAACUUAUUAGAAAGAUUUGAAGGUGCACUAGAAAGAGACGGAAUGCAUUCUCAACUUUCUUUACUGAACAUUGCAUGUUCUGUAAAAGCAAAACCUCGACAAGUAGUAUUGACUAGGAAGAAAGAUGAUCGAAUGAUGAUGAGAUUAGUUGGAGGUCAAGAAACGGGUAACUCUGUAUUUGUUGCUGAAGUAUAUCCGGAGACGAGUGCUGCAAGAGAAGGUGUUAAACGAGCGGAUGAGAUGCUUGAAAUCAAUCAACAGUCUGCCAAGUAUUUGUCUGGAAAGAAGGCCGAAGAUCUUCUGACUGGGUCAUUGUCCCUGACGCUGAUGCUUAAAAACAAUGUACUUGGGUACAAAGAGACUAUUGGAAAGAUUGAGCACAACAAACCGAAGAAUGGAACUGCACGAUCUGCAGCUGGAAUACCUAUGGUCAUUCCUGUUCACAAGACUUCGAUUUCCGGAAAGAAGUCGUCAACAAGCAGUAGUAAAUCUGGAAUGAUGGAAAAAUUGAUGACGAUUCUCAAAUCGUCGAAAGAAGAUUCUAUGGAUUUCACAGAUGAAGCACGGAUAUCCUCAACUGAUCUUCGGCCGAGUCGUUCAAAUCCAGACAUCACCAGCAUUUCUCAGUAUUACGGACCAGUUCGAAGUGAAUGUCCUGAGCAUGUACUGAAGAUCUAUCGAAACGAUCAGACAUUCAAAUAUCUACCCGUUUAUAAAGAGACGUCUGCUCAGAAUGUUGUGCAACUAGCACUCCAAGAAUUCAAUAUGACAGCUGAAGGAAGUCCGGAAUGGUCGUUAUGCGAGUGUACUGUAACUAUCGAUGGAGUUAUCAAGCAGAGACGAUUACCACCACAAAUGGAGAAUUUAGCAGAGAGAAUAGCUUUAAAUUCAAGAUAUUACCUGAAGAGUAAUAGCCGAUCUGAACCUCUGGUACCCGACGAGCUUGCUCCAGAAUUGCUGAAAGAAGCCCAAACACAACUCUUGAAUUUAAAUGCUCAAGUGAUUGCUGCUCAAUUGACGCUUCAAGAUUUCUCCGUUUUCUCCGCCAUCGAACCGACUGAAUUUAUAGACAACUUGUUCAAACUGGAUUCAAAAUAUGGCUCUCCAAAGCUUGAAGAGUUUGAGCAACUUUUCAAUCGGGAGAUGUGGUGGGUGGCGACAGAAAUAUGUUCCGAACGUCAUGUGCAGAAGCGUGCGAAGCUGAUCAAAAAGUUCAUAAAGGUGGCGAGAUACUGUCGAGAUUUGAGAAAUUUCAACUCAAUGUUUGCUAUAAUGAGUGGUCUUGAUAAGCCGGCUGUUCGACGGUUACACUCUAGUUGGGAACGCGUUUCCAGCAAAUACACUCGUAUGCUAGAAGAAAUUCAUCAACUAGUAGAUCCAUCUCGCAACAUGUCAAAAUAUCGACAACAUCUUGCUGAAGUUGCUCAAGAGCCUCCGGUGGUUCCAAUCUAUCCUGUGAUCAAAAAAGACCUCACAUUUGCUCAUGAUGGAAAUCCUACGUAUUCUGAGAAACUUGUCAAUUUCGAGAAACUUCGACUGAUAGCCAAGUCAAUUCGAGGAGUCAUGAAACUUAGUAGUGCCCCUUAUGAGAUUGCGAGUAUGGCAGAAAGAAGUGGUGGUAUUGUGAUUGACGCUCUCCUUCACAUGAAUUCGUUCGAGAAUUCCAAUGUUGCAACAAUGAGAAAAGGGAUAAGUGGGAAACAAAAUCAACCGAGAAAGAAGGUUUAUGAGCAAGCUCUAAUGGUACGCAAGGUGAAAUCCUAUUUGGAAGGAUUACAUGUAGUGGAUAACGAAAUGGAGUUGGAUGCAAUGAGCUAUGACAUUGAACCACAAGUUCAGACUGCUCACCGUGGCAUGGGAUCAUCAUCUACUGCCAACAUUCGUCGUGUUCCAUCGCCAACGCCAUCUUCUCUUUCCUCUCAAUCCACAGGUUCAGCUGAUCAGUCUUCUCGGCAACGUCUCCUUUUCAAUGGAAAUGGAUCGAUUUCAUCGGCAGGUGGAGGAGCCAAGUUUGGCCUUCUCCACCUUCUCCCCCUAUCUGUCAUUGUCUGUUUCACCUUUUCAGGUGCUCCACCUCCUGUCACCUCUCCUUCCACGUCAGCACGAUCCUCUCUACAGCGGAAUAUGCCUCGUGUUACUGGUCGACAAGCCACUUCAUCAACGCCGGCCCAGGGUCCCGUCCAGUUGAAUGAAGAAACGUCUACAGUAACCACAUACUAUCAGUCAGACAACGGGCGUCGGCAACGAUCUGGAUCCGAGGGACGGUUUGAUAAUAUCCCAUCGUCAACCUUCUAUCUAACUCCCGGUGGGGUCACUGUUUCUCCAAGACAAUCAUUGUCUGUUGUUAUACCGACACAUCCUCAUGGACACUCUACAACAUCACCGCGCCGUCGUUCGCGGUCACCGGCCUCUUCUGGCGGCUCUUCCCUCUCCACCAUUGCCUCAAUCGCCGCUACCUCCAUGGCAGCCGCACCUUCGGCCUUCGUCUCCGGACCUUACCACCACCACCAGACAGUCCGUGGACACGUGAUUGGCCAUCGUCCGAUGCCCAUCGUCACCAGCGGAUCUGCUACACUACCAAGCCACGUGUCACCACGAGGUCUUCCACCCAAAUCUCGACCAACGAUUCUUCCCGGAUCAUCACACGCCACUUCUUCCUCGUCUCGAAUGGGAACUAUUAAAGAAGCCACAUUCCUGACAUCGGAGCAAGUAUCGCGAGUGUAA